Molecule: messenger RNA, 2394 nt
Organism: Archocentrus centrarchus (flier cichlid)
Lineage: Eukaryota; Metazoa; Chordata; Actinopteri; Cichliformes; Cichlidae
Gene: b3gnt5b
Product: UDP-GlcNAc:betaGal beta-1,3-N-acetylglucosaminyltransferase 5b
Exons: 3
Coding region: 623-1786 (387 amino acids)
Biological process (GO): protein O-linked glycosylation
Cellular component (GO): Golgi membrane
Molecular function (GO): N-acetyllactosaminide beta-1,3-N-acetylglucosaminyltransferase activity
Source: RefSeq, a predicted model, not a curated record
GCUCUGUUUUAAUAAGAGACAGACACUCAGUAGUCUUUUCUGUGUGCCUCUAUUUAAAUUAGUCUGGCUAUAAUCUUCAGUUGCCCCCCUCCGCCUGUGAGGCUGGUUGUUCCUUCCAACUGGUAAAGAGACGGUUAAGUUCGUGGGGUGGUUGACAGCAGCAUGGACAUCGAUGUGUGUGACCUGUGGCGUUAACUGCAGUGUGAGGGGGUUUGGCUGCUUGACAGAAGAUUGAUGCUCGCCUCUGUUUGAGUCGUUCGCUUCCUGUCGUCUGAAGGAGAAGUUCAGACAGAAACUGUUGCUUGGUUCACACGCUGAUAUAUUUGUUUGCUGAACCAUAAAUGGGUGAAGAAUGAGUCUCCUGCUACUGAGUGACUGAGUGAUUUUUGCCCUGAUGGAGGACGCUUCCCAGCAGCCCCUGCUGACUCUCACCACUGCCUCUGCCUCCUGCUGAAUGUGGAAAGCCUAGGAUGGAAGACCCAGCAAGUGAUGCUCUGAGGCAAUUAAACAACACUCUCAACCUCCGUUAUCUUAACUCCCCGAACACACUAACGCAAACAGCUGCUUCACCACCAUCUCCUCUCAGACAGGGACCACCGCCACUAGUCGAUCACAUUCCAGGAUGUUUCUGAAUUUCUGCCGGGUACGAAAAUGCCAGCGUGUGCAGCUGAUGACUACCUGCCUGUUGCUGUCCGUGAUGAUGGUUUGCUGGGAGCAGCUGGACAACAGUGUUGUCAACCACGUCAAGUCCUACUCCUUCCGCUACCUAAUCAACCGCUUCAGCUACAUCAACAAGAGCCUCACCAUCCCCCGCAACCAAGCCAGAAUCUUCAGCAACUUCCACUACCUGAUGGACCACCCUGAUAAAUGCAUCGGGAAAGAUGUUCUCCUCCUCCUCUUUGUCAAAACGUCCCCAGAGAAUAUUGACAGGCGAAAAGCCAUCAGAUCCACCUGGGGUAACGAGACCUACAUCCAAAAUACCCUGGGAGUGACGGUCAAGGUGGUGUUCGCUUUGGGAGCAGUCCAUAUCAAGAAGACGGAGCCUUUGUGGAGCAAGAGGAGUGGCGUUGGUUUUCAGGAUCAGCUCGCCCAGGAGGAUCGUCUCCAUGGCGAUUUGAUCCAACAAGACUUUCUAGACUCCUUCCACAACCUGACCCUGAAACUGAUCUUGCAGUUCCACUGGAUGCACAGUCACUGCGCACAUGCCCGCUUCCUCAUGACCGCCGAUGACGACAUCUUUGUCCACAUGCCCAACCUGGUGAGCUACCUGCAGGAUGUGAGCAGCAGAGGUGUUAAAGAUUUCUGGAUUGGUCGUGUGCACAGAGGAGCACCACCCAUCCGCAGCAAGGAGAGCAAAUACUAUGUUUCUUUUGAGAUGUACCCUUGGGUGGCUUACCCGGAUUACACAGCUGGAGCGGCCUAUGUUGUUUCCAGUGAUGUUGCGAACAAAAUCUACCAUGCCACGCUGACCCUGAAUGCAUCUAUUUAUAUAGACGAUGUGUUCAUGGGCAUCUGUGCCAACGCCGUGGGCGUGUCACCACAGGAGCACGUUUAUUUCUCAGGGGAGGGCAAGGCACCUUACCACCCAUGUAUCUACGAAAAGAUGAUGACAUCACACGGCCACAUAGAGGACAUUUACGACGUUUGGAAGGCAGCAACACACCCACAGGUGAAGCAUGGGACCUCUGGGCUCAUAGGGAAGCUGUACUGCACAGCUGUGAAAAUGACUCUGCUUUGUAAACCAUACCAUUUUAACACUUACCCCUGCAAAGCAGCCUUUUCCUAGUGUUACUCAAGGCUUGUGUGUGUCAGACUGUGAAUGAGAAUGUGUCAUGCUGUGGAUCAUAACCACGUGAGGGUCACUGCUGUGAAUAUUUACCUCAGUCCUUUCAGCCGGGCAUACAUGUCGAAGUACUGUGUUCUGUGUUGUGAGCGAGACCAGGCGAUUCACGUCACGGUUGGUGUGAGAUCGUCAGUGUGUUUAAUAAUGUUAUCACAAUAAAUUUUCAUUGACACUGUACAAUUUGACAAAAAGGUUCUGAACAUUUACAUGUUGCUCCAGUUCAAAUCCAAGGCUGAUUCAAAUGGCAUUUUCAUCUCAGCAGGCUGAGCAGAGCAGCACUUCCUUAUUGUCCUACACAAGAAGCUUGCCAAAUUUGGUUACACUCUUUGAAAAGGACUGACUUAUUUGUGUUAACAGAAGUAGUUGAUUUGGAUGAUGAUGUGUGGGGAAAAAAAACGUCACCCAGACCAGUGACAGUCACGCAUCUACUCGACUUUUGCUUCUGUGCUGGGAAAGAAAAUGACAUUUGAAUCACAUUUGAAUCACAUUUGUAAAAAUUUGUUUUCGUUUGUUUUUGUUUAAAAAAAAAAAUCCGAAUAAAGCGUGCACUC